CAUGGCCGCUGUGGCCGUCCUCCGGAACGACUCUCUGCAGGCCUUCCUCCAGGACCGCACCCCCAGCGCCUCUCCGGACCUAGGCAAGCACUCGCCCCUGGCUCUGCUGGCCGCCACCUGUAGCCGGAUCGGCCAGCCUGGCACGGCUGCAGCCCCCGACUUCCUGCAGGUGCCCUACGACCCAGCUCUGGGCUCACCCUCCAGGCUUUUCCACCCUUGGACCGCCGAUAUGCCCGCUCACUCUCCAGGCGCCCUGCCUCCCCCGCACCCCAGCCUGGGGCUGACGCCACAAAAAACACACCUGCAGCCGUCCUUCGGGGCAGCUCACGAGCUCCCGCUCACGCCCCCCGCGGAUCCCUCGUACCCUUACGAGUUCUCGCCGGUCAAGAUGCUGCCCUCGAGCAUGGCGGCACUGCCUGCCAGCUGCGCGCCCGCCUACGUACCCUACGCCACCCAGGCCGCUCUGCCUCCGGGCUACUCCAACCUGCUGCCCCCGCCACCACCUCCGCCUCCACCGCCCACCUGCCGCCAGCUAUCCCCUGCACCAGCCCCGGACGACCUCCCCUGGUGGAGCAUCCCGCAAUCGGGUGCGGGGCCGGGAGGCUCUGGGGUUCCUGGAACUAGCCUCUCCAGCGCCUGUGCCGGGGCCCCCCACGCUCCCCGGUUCCCUGCCUCGGCUGCGGCUGCUGCAGCGGCUGCAGCUGCCCUGCAAAGGGGCCUAGUGUUGGGCCCGUCGGACUUCGCACAGUAUCAGAGCCAGAUCGCCGCGCUACUGCAGCAGACCAAGGCCCCCCUGGCGGCCACGGCCAGGAGGUGCCGCCGCUGCCGCUGCCCCAACUGCCAGGCGGCUGGCGGCGCCCCCGAGGCGGAGCCGGGCAAAAAGAAGCAACACGUGUGCCACGUGCCAGGCUGCGGCAAGGUGUAUGGCAAGACGUCGCACCUGAAGGCGCACCUGCGCUGGCACACGGGCGAGCGGCCCUUCGUGUGCAACUGGCUCUUCUGCGGCAAGAGCUUCACGCGCUCAGACGAGCUGCAGCGGCACCUGCGGACUCACACGGGCGAGAAACGCUUCGCCUGUCCCGAAUGCGGCAAACGCUUCAUGCGCAGCGACCACCUCGCCAAGCAUGUGAAGACGCACCAAAAUAAGAAGCUCAAAGUUGCUGAGGCUGGGGUGAAGCGGGAGAACCCGCGGGACCUAUGA
Microtus ochrogaster (prairie vole) is the source of this 1201-nucleotide messenger RNA. RefSeq names its product Sp5 transcription factor (gene Sp5). NCBI's taxonomy places the organism in Eukaryota, Metazoa, Chordata, Mammalia, Rodentia, Cricetidae. The record is from RefSeq and is a predicted model, not a curated record. Gene Ontology annotation, biological process: regulation of transcription by RNA polymerase II. Gene Ontology annotation, molecular function: DNA-binding transcription factor activity, RNA polymerase II-specific; RNA polymerase II cis-regulatory region sequence-specific DNA binding.